This is a messenger RNA of Limulus polyphemus (Atlantic horseshoe crab), 1899 nucleotides long. RefSeq names its product glucose dehydrogenase [FAD, quinone]-like. The record is from RefSeq and is a predicted model, not a curated record. Gene Ontology annotation, molecular function: flavin adenine dinucleotide binding; oxidoreductase activity, acting on CH-OH group of donors. The transcript is spliced from 11 exons. Bases 1 to 1818 code for a protein of 605 amino acids. NCBI's taxonomy places the organism in Eukaryota, Metazoa, Arthropoda, Merostomata, Xiphosura, Limulidae.
AUGCCAAGUGUGUUGUCUUUUGAGCAGAUUUUGCUGCCGUUACUUUCUGCCUUCUUUUACAGAGCUUGGGAUAGACAGUUUGAGAUGGAUGUGAAGAGAAUUCGAUCUGAAUAUGACUACGUUAUAGUCGGAGCAGGCUCGGCGGGAGCGGUGCUGGCCAACAGGCUUUCAGAUGAUCAUUUAAUAAAAGUUUUACUGCUGGAAGCCGGUGGAUUACCAGAUGUGAUGACUGAGGUUCCACUUUUCGCCGGAGAGUUACAAGAGUCAAAGUAUGACUGGGGCUACUCAACAGAGCCACAGACAACAGCCUGCCUUGGCCAGGUGGACAGAAGAAGCAAAUGGCCACGUGGGAAAGGCUUAGGUGGCUCCAGUUUGAUUAACUACAUGUUAUAUGUGCGAGGUAACUCGCGUGAUUAUGACAACUGGGCCCAACAGGGGGCGUAUGGUUGGAGCUGGGAGGAUGUGUUUCCAUACUUUCUGAAGUCCGAAGACAACAGAAAUCCUGAAAUCGCUUAUAAUGGUUACCAUGGACGAGGAGGUCUUCUAACAGUCGAAACACCAAAUUAUAUAUCACCGUUAGGUCACAGUUUCGUUGAAGGUGGUAAAACCCUGGGUUACCCAAAUAUUGAUAUCAAUGGACCCGCACAAACAGGUUUUACAGUUCCCCAAGGAACUGUUAGGAACGGUGCAAGAUGCAGCACUUCUAAGGCAUUUUUACAGGAUAUUCUGAACAGGCCUAAUUUAAAGAUUUUAAUUAACGCCCAAGUGACAAAGAUUCACAUUGACAACCAUAGACGAGCACGAGCUGUACAGUUUGAUUACGAAGGGUUAUCAAGAGUAGUGUUUGCUAGGAAAGAAAUCAUUCUAGCAGCUGGGUCUAUUAACACUCCUCAGCUCCUCAUGCUGUCUGGCAUUGGACCUCGCAAACAUCUCGAGAGCUUUGGUUUACCCGUGAUUGCUGAUUUGCCGGUUGGAUUAAACCUCCAGGACCACGUGGGAUCAGCAGGGGCCCAUUUCUUAAUCGACAAGCCUUACUCGGUUAUACUUCCUCGUUAUAAAAAUUCAGGUCUGAUUCACGAUUUUUUGCUUAAAGGUGAAGGACCUUACACCAUCUUAGGGGGCUGUGAAGGUUUAGGAUUUAUAAAGACAAAGUACACCAACAGUAGUGAAGACUUUCCUGAUGCUGAAAUUCACUUUAUCUCCAGCUCUCCAUCCUCUGAUGGUGGAAGAACUAUUCGAAAAGUGCAAGGUAUUGGUCCGGAGUUAUGGAAACAGGUGUAUGAACCCUACUUGUAUAGAGACUCCUUCUCCAUGUAUCCGGUGUUACUGAGACCGAAAAGUCGUGGUUACGUCAAGUUACGAUCCACAGAUCCAUACAAUCCACCAAUUAUUGAUCCUCAUUAUUUGACCCACCCAGACGAUAUACAAACACUUAGAGAAGCCUUGAAGAUCAGUAUUAAGGUGGGUUUGUCUGAACCAUUCAAAGCCUUUAACACAACCCUAUUUGAGCCUUCUUUCCCAGGCUGUGAGAAACAUCAGAUGUGGGGGGAUGACUAUCUAGAAUGUGUGGCUCGUACCUACUCGGUCACCAUUUAUCACCCUGUGGGGACUUGUAAGAUGGGAGACCCCUCCGAUCCAACGACAGUUGUGGACUCUAAGUUACGGGUGAAAGGAAUAAAGAAUCUAAGGGUUGCGGACGCUUCCAUUAUGCCAACCAUUGUUUCUGGUAAUACCAACGCGCCCGUGAUUAUGAUUGGCGAGAAAGCUGCAGAUAUAAUAAGAGGAAUUAAGCCAAAUGAACUCAGAGAUAACAAGUAAUGAAGCAAUUAAUUUAAUUAGCAUUGUAUUUCACAAGUCAACAUCAUUGGUUUAUUAAUCCGAAAGGAAACAAGAAACAAG